Messenger RNA from Hibiscus syriacus, 423 nucleotides. RefSeq names its product B3 domain-containing protein At1g49475-like. Lineage: Eukaryota; Viridiplantae; Streptophyta; Magnoliopsida; Malvales; Malvaceae. The coding region runs from base 1 to 423 and encodes 140 amino acids. The transcript has 2 exons. Gene Ontology annotation, molecular function: DNA binding. The record is from RefSeq and is a predicted model, not a curated record.
AUGCCUUUUGGACAAUUGGAUGAAUUACUUACACAGAGGGGGAUUCCUGCUAAAUUUGCAAGAGAUUAUGGGAUUUUUCUAUCAAACCCAGUGUUCAUUAAGGUCCCAAGUGGAAAAAUCUGGGAAUUAGAAUUGGUAAAAUGUGGUGGCAAAAUGUGGUUUCGAAAUGGUUGGCUAAACUUUGCAAAGCACUACUCGGUGGAGACUGGACAUUUUUUGGUUUUCAGAUAUGAAGGGGGUUGCCAUUUCCAUGUCAUCAUAUUGGAUCGAACCGCAACGGAGAUCAAAUAUCCAGACGUUGACCAAGAAGUGAAGGUUGAAGAGUCCGACGAUGACGAUGAGCUUGUAAACAUCGCAAAUGGAAUCUCUAAUGGCUCGAGAGACAAGCCGGGGCUGCAAUGUCCUCGGCCUCAUAAGAUGUGA